UCGUUAUCGUUAAUGCCGGCUGUGUAGCUUUGCCGCGUUUUGUGUCUGACAAAUUGUUUACAGCGUUAAAGAAUAGAAUUAGUUAAGUCAUUCUACAAAAUGGACGGUGUUGUCGAGGACAUGUGGACGCCGUACAAGCGGCUUUACAGCAUUUUUCAGCUGGCGCUAAGCAGUCCAAGCGAUGUGACCACAGAUCUGGAGCUAUGUCUCAAGAAAUAUAAACAGAACUUUACAAAUUUUCUGCGCAAUCCGCCCAAGAAUGAGAAAAGUCGGACUCAGCUGCGCAACGCCUUGAGCGAGGGUGUGAUGCUAACAGCGCUAUCACGUAAAGUGGAACUCUCACAGGAAUUGAUAGACGAGGCAUUUAUAGUCUCGGAUAUGUUCGAUCUGGAUGAAAUAUUUGCGCUGGAACUGCUAUGCACAGCACAGCGUCAACAGGUACAUCAUCCAGGACUACCACGUGGACUAGUAGCUGUAUUGCUUUACUAUGAUGGCCGCAAAGCUAUAACUUGCACUUUGCGAGAUAUGUUGCAAACAGUUAGCGGUGUUGCCUGGAGCACCGAGCUGCCCAGAGAGCUCACAUCGCUGAUCAACAACUAUGCACAGAAUUUGGUGAUAGACUCCAAUGUGCUGGGCAGACUGCUGGAGCUGUUAGUGGAAAUGGAUGCAGAUAAAGAGAUUGCUUUGCUAACCAAAAAUCGCGCCUUCGGUUCCAAAAAGCAUCAAAAUCAAGUUAUGGCCUUGUACGAGGAUACGCGUCGUGGUAUUGCCAUGUCUCUGUUCAAUUGGUCUGCGCAACGCGGUCUGCCCAAAGCUAUUGCUUUGCGUCUGCUUCAAGUGCUGGGACAAAUCAAGCCACUGGAGGCCACCGGUGACUUUGAUGAUGUCAGCAUUAUUAUGCUUAUGGCGCUGCUCUAUGCCUAUGAUACUUCAGUACUCUUGAUUGCCGACUGUGAGAGUCCACACAUUGGCCAAUUGCCCAUUCUCAGCGAUCCUGAUUUUGCCACACAGUUCUAUGAUGCGCUGCAGGCGCAGUCCUGGCAAUCGCCUCAACUGGCUGCCAUUGUCAAAUAUAGCUUUGGAUUAACCUUAGCCAGCCUGCGUCAGGCGCCCAGCGAGUAUCAGCGCAAUGCUGGAGCUACUAUUAAUCGUGAUGAGUUGCUGAUUGAUGAAGCGCUGACUGCCAACAUCUUUGGCAUAUUUUACAGGCAGAUCUUUCGCAAAGAUAUAGUUUACAGCACGGAGUUUAUUUAUCGGCGCUUGCAUCUGCUCAUCACCGACUUUAUAGAUUUUAUGCAUGCCAAAGUCUCGGAGCUUCGCGGCCGUGCGGAUGAAACAUCACGCACCAUUUUGAGCUUUCAAGGCGAAGGGCUGGAGCCGCCGGGCAAUUUGGAUGAGAACUUUGAGCUGCUUAUGCUCUGCGUGUCAAAGCUUUAUGGGGAUGCCAGAGUAACCAUCACUCUAUGCAACGAGUACUGGGGACCCACAGAUGCAGCCAAUAGUGUGGGCAAUAGCUCACGUGCCAUUUCCUUGUUCAAGUUUAUACGCCUGGCCAGUGAUCUGUUGCCCCAAACGCUCUUCAAGCCCUACCUCAAGAUGAUAGCGGGUCUGACACGCUCAGAUACAGCGGCUAGAUGCGCCUUCAAUCUGCUCAAGAGCACACAGCAAGUCUCCAAAACAUAUGCUGUUAGCUGGGAUCAUUUCUUCAAUGCGCUCAACAAUUAUUUCAACAACAUGCGCAACGACUUUGAUACCUCUCUAAGCAUGACAGGCGACACCCUCUAUCGCAGCCACGCCGUUUCACGCAACAUAACGCCGAGUGAGACGGAGCAUCUGGAAGCAGUAAUGGUUAUGAUUCAAGCUGUCGCCGAGCAUGAUGAGAUUUCACGCAUAAUCAUAUGCGAGCAUGCGCAGUGGCAAACACCGCAAGUGAUGCUGGGAUUGAUAGCCUGUGCCACGCCAGUGCUGCUCAAAGGCGAGAUGUUGUUUGCGCUAGCCGCACUCGGCAAAUCCAAAGAUACCGCGCGCAAUAUAUGGCAUCAUCUGGAGGAAUCGCAAAUAAUACCCACGCUGCCGCCGGCAGCUACAACAAGCACUCGUGCGGGCGGCGGCAUCUAUGGAGAGUUUAGUUUGGCGGAGGAAAUCGUACAGAAUGAGAGUCGCCUGGAGCGCUACAAGUUGAGUCGUGGCAUAUUACGACUGUUGCACACAUUGAUGACCACGCAUAUGCCCAGAUCUCUGGGCGCAGGCACACGCGAGCCUGGCUAUGAUCCCUAUCUGAAAUUUGUGCUGGAUUCCAUAAUGUUAAAGUUUUAUAAUCGCGCCUACAAGGAUCCAUCUGAGAAAUGGGAUGUGGGCGCAAGCUGUUUGAAGCUGCUGUAUUAUCUGCUCGCCAUCUACCGUCCCAAGACUGCAGACUUUCUGGAGCAGCGCGAUGAGCAGCCGCAUCCUGGCUAUCAUAUUAUGCUGCAUCUGCAGGUGAAAUCCGACAUGAUGCGUUUGAUACUGCGCAUCAUUGAGGAAGCACGUGAACGACUGGAUGACUAUAAUCAGUUCCAUGGCAAAGCUUUGUUAGAGGAGUGUGCUCUAUACGCUUUGCUGCUGCUCGAGGUGGCACUGGCCAAGCAGAAUGCGUUCUUUGAAGCGCACUCCUCGGGAAAUUGUUCCAUCAUGUUGACGGGACUCAAUCGCAUGUUGUUGGAUCUUAAUCCGCGCACUCACAGUCCCGACUAUGUCAUCAAUAUAACCAAGUUUGUUACAUACAACUCCUGGCUGCCACGUCAUGCGCUGGCCGCCAUUAAAAUACUCUCCGCUGUGACCAUGCUGCCCAAUGUUGUUACCCAGAUUCUUAAUAUGCAUGCCCAGGCUAGUCAUGAGAAGCUGGAGAUACGUCAGGGAUUUGUCGAGUGCUUGGAGCUGGAUGAACGUCGUGCACAGCAGCUGGAUGUGGAGUUUGACGAGGAUUUCGGUCAGGAUUCAUCGGACUCGGAGCUGCGUGUUGAUAUGAAGCUAUUGAGCGAUCGCAAGCCGGCACGCAUUGAGCUGCAAAUAAAGGAGGCCAUCGUUGAACUCUUCCAGCAGAAUCUUAGCCAACCGUUGCCCAAUUUCGUCUACUAUCUGAUGGGCAUUGAUGUGGUGCGUGAUUUCAUGUCCACUGUGCAGCAGCUGGGCAUUGAGAUGAACUGCAGCUGCAUUAAUUCGUUGGUGUUGCUGCUCGAGCGACAUCUUGAGCAACAGCGUUCCAAUGAUGAGUACUGCGAGCACACGGCACAUAUAGUGGAGCGCAUAUAUCAUCUAUUCCACGGACUGUGCCAGAAUCGUCGCACCUCGGAGACCAUUUUACGUUACUUCCGCCUCAGCUGCAAUGAUUUCCUCGUGCGUCAUCUGAGCGCCAUGCCCUUUAGGGAGCAUCAACAGGACAGUGUAUUGCAUGCCAUGAGCCAUGUACAGCAUUGCGUAGCCAUAGAGAUUGCGCUAGCGGCCAAGUAUGGCCAGACGACGCGUUAUCAUCUGCUAUGCGACGUUUUGUUGCUGGGCGGUGCCGCCGAGACGCAACGCGAUGGCUACACGGGCCCGCCAAAGGUGGAUGGCGACCUAUUGACGCCGCCGGCACGCAACUACUCGGUGUACAUGCAUGAGAAGUCACUGCUGGUGAAUCGUUUGCUGGACUGCCUGACGCUGGAGACGGAUACGCAUGUAUUGCCGCAGCUGGAGUUCUUCGAUGCGCAGCUGAUACGCCAGCUGCUGCAGGAUUGUGAGGGCAACGAUGCCGGCAGUGCGAGCAUGGUGAAUGUGCUGAAGCUGCACGAUAUACUGCAUGACGAGCUGCGUCAUGUGCAGAGUACCAUUGCCAGUGGGCAGCGCAAGCCCAUCACCGAUGAGAUCACAUUGCUGCUGCAAUAUGCCACGCAGUUGAACGCGGUGCGCAAGCAGCGCUAUGCUACCUAUAUAUUCAUGGAGUCCUGGUGUCAGCUGGUGCAGGUACUUUUCAGCGUCAUGCCCGAGACGGUGCUGCCCACAGCCAUGCGCAAGCAGCAUAUUAUAGACAUUACAGAGAAGUUGCUGCUCAAGGUGGAUCCCAUGCAGCCAUUGAUAAAAAUCUCUGUGCAAGUUAUGGAAACAGUGCUGCUGCUGCUGGCCAAUUUGCGUCAUUGCUACUACCAGCUGGAGGAUCAGCGUGGUCUGGACGAGCAUGAUCUGCCCACGCCGAAUGGUCUGGAAGCUAGCCAACAACAGCAUGCUGGUCAGCUGGGUCAGCUCAAUGGCAAUAGCUGCAAUAGCAGCAAUUUGCGUUUUCUUUUAAAGCGUCUCAUCGAUUGGAUUAUGACCAGCGAGGUCAAGUCACAGCGUCUUAGCAUCAAUCUCUAUGCAGCGCUGCUCAAUUGCUUGCGCAUUGUUAAACGCGUGCGCACCGCUGAGCAACUGGAGUACAACGAAACCUUAUCGAUGCGCUCGGAACGCUGCAGCGUUGCCUUUGGCACACUGCCCGCACCUGGGGAUGAUCUGCAUCAGCGCGAGAUGGCCGCCGAGAUGAUUGGCGCCAUAGGUGAGAAGCUCAUAGCAACGAUUGCUCAUGAUGCCAUCAAUGGACACGAUGUCUGCCGCAUGCUGGCGCUCUCCUGCAUGGAUUUGAUCUCGGAACUGCGUGCCAUAAGCACAUUCAGCGAGUAUAUAACCUCACAUGGCUACAUCAAGCAUAUGCUGAACAAUGUGUCUCGCUCCGAUGAUGCACUCUGCGAUAUACUCAAGCCAGCGCCGGAUAACUUGCGUGCUCUCUACAUGUACGAGUCCCAUAUGGCGUUCCUCACGCAGCUUUCGCAGACACGUCUGGGCGCCCGCUUGCUGCUCAACGAAAAUGUGCUGGGCGUGCUAUCCAAUAUGCAUGUGUACAAGAUGCAGCCGGAUCUGAAGGGUAGCGAGCUAAUGAUCUGUGAUUCGAACGACUUUCUGCCCGACAUUGAGGAGCGUUUCCGUUCCAUAUUGCUGCCAGCGCUGUCGCUUUGCGAUAGCAUGAUUGCCUCACUGGGCAGGGAGAACAACUCGGCCACGCUGCAGGUGCUCAAUUUUCUAUUCGCCCACAUUGAUAUGAUCGAGGGCAUGCUGCGUGCGGCCACGCCCUUUAUGGAUCUGGGUCAUCUUAAGCUGUUGGCCGCUAUUACAAAUUUACUUGCACGCGUUACCACACACGACGUGUUGGUCAUGGAGGAUGGUCUCAAUGGCAAUCAGGACCCCGAUAUGCGUAGUCGUCUCUGCCGUCUGCAACAGCUGAUGAUUGUGGUCUUUGGACGCUUCACCGUCAAUCAGGCUACUAUAAAGAAAAUGCUCAGCCAAGAGCCGCAGCAGCAGCAUAUCCAGACUGAGAAGCUUACCGAGAAGCAACAGGCGCAGCAUGUCAAGUAUUUCCUAAAGAUUGCCGCAAGUCUAUCACUCUAUUGUCGCAAUGCAGUCACCAGUCAUGUGCGCGAUGGCAUGACCUCAAAGUAUUUGCUCACCAGCAUGAUUAGCGAUGUGACACCACUCACGGGCAAAACGACUAGCAAGAAACUAACUGUCAUCAUGCAGACUAUAUUGAAUCAGCUAAAGGGCUCCAUUGCAUUUUAUUUGUCGCAAAAGUCCAUUGCCGACAAUCUGUUGCAACAGCGCGCCUCAUUGCCCAACAUAACCUUUGGUCCCAGCGGCAAACAAAACUUUCUGGACCUCAGCCAGCGUCAUAACGAGAAGCGUGAGGAGCUUAUGCAGGCUGUCUUUAUAGCCGAACAGAAUUUGUAUCUACUUUGGAUACACCUGGACUUUUAUUUCCGCUCUGCCGUGAUUUACUCACAGGAGAAUCGCAAUGGUAUCAACGAGAGUCUGAUAGAUCCCGCCAAUAUGUCUGUGCUGAAUGCCUCGCAGGAUGAGAUUACUGCACUGAAACAAUUGCUCAUCUCCACCUUCAAUGAAACAUUCUGCUCUCAGCUCACUGCCGCCAGCGAGGAGUCCGCUAUCAAGUGUAAAAACUUUAAUGCAGCUUUAUUACGUCGCAUUAAGGCACUUGUGCAGUUUGCACCUCAGGCUUAAUACUUAUGUUAAAUUUUUUUUAUUAUACUAAAUUCGUCAACGUUCAUUGAUGUAGCUGUCACCAUAAUAUAUAAAUAUGAAAUGUUUACUCUUAAAUAUCUACAUGCAUAU
This is a messenger RNA of Drosophila busckii, 6168 nucleotides long. RefSeq names its product nuclear pore complex protein Nup205 (gene Nup205). The transcript is spliced from 12 exons. Lineage: Eukaryota; Metazoa; Arthropoda; Insecta; Diptera; Drosophilidae. Gene Ontology annotation, biological process: nuclear pore organization. Gene Ontology annotation, cellular component: nuclear pore inner ring; nuclear pore. The record is from RefSeq and is a predicted model, not a curated record. The coding region runs from base 100 to 6057 and encodes 1985 amino acids. Gene Ontology annotation, molecular function: structural constituent of nuclear pore.